Messenger RNA from Panicum hallii, 1365 nucleotides. RefSeq names its product cytoplasmic tRNA 2-thiolation protein 1. Bases 81 to 1160 code for a protein of 359 amino acids. The transcript has 10 exons. Gene Ontology annotation, molecular function: tRNA binding. The record is from RefSeq and is a predicted model, not a curated record. Lineage: Eukaryota; Viridiplantae; Streptophyta; Magnoliopsida; Poales; Poaceae. Gene Ontology annotation, biological process: tRNA wobble position uridine thiolation. Gene Ontology annotation, cellular component: cytosolic tRNA wobble base thiouridylase complex; mitochondrion.
CCCAAACCUCCGAGCGCCGACGGAACACCUCCCCCUUCCUCCCGGCGCGCCGCCACUUCGCCGCUGUCGCUCCUCCCGCCAUGGGCAGCUCCGUUGCUGACGGCGCUAAGCUACAGCCAUCAAGGGCAGGGAGUCGCCUCUGUGUGCGGUGCGGCGAGAGGAAGGCCGCACUGAAGCGGCCCAAAACCCUAGAGCAGAUCUGUAGGGAAUGCUUCUACAUCGUCUUUGAGGACGAAAUUCAUCAAACUAUUGUCGACAAUUCUUUGUUUAAAUCUGGUGAGCGUGUGGCAAUCGGUGCUUCUGGUGGAAAAGAUUCAACAGUGCUUGCAUACGUGCUAUCAGAGUUAAACCGUCGUCACAACUAUGGCCUCGAUUUGUUCCUUUUAUCUGUUGAUGAAGGAAUCACAGGAUAUAGAGACGACUCACUAGAAACAGUUAAAAGGAAUGAAAUACAGUAUGGUCUGCCACUGAAGAUUGUUUCCUAUAAAGACCUCUAUGGCUGGACAAUGGAUGAUAUUGUUAAAGCAAUUGGUCUGAAAAAUAAUUGUACGUUCUGUGGAGUUUUUCGACGUCAGGCACUAGAUCGAGGUGCUGCUCUCCUGAAGGCUGAUAAGAUUGUAACUGGGCAUAAUGCAGAUGACAUUGCAGAAACUGUCUUGCUGAAUAUUCUGCGUGGUGAUAUUGCAAGGUUAAGUAGAUGUACCUUUAUAACUACUGGUGAAGAUGGGCCAAUCCCAAGAUGCAAGCCUUUCAAAUACACCUACGAGAAGGAGAUUGUCAUGUAUGCAUACUUCAAAAAGCUGGACUACUUCUCCACAGAAUGCAUCUAUUCACCAAAUGCAUACCGUGGUUUUGCUCGUGAAUUUAUUAAAGAUUUAGAAAGGAUGAGGCCUAGAGCUAUAUUGGACAUCAUAAAAUCUGGAGAAAAUUUCAGAAUCUCCACAACAACAAAGAUGCCAGAGCAAGGAACGUGUGAACGCUGCGGCUACAUUUCUAGUCAGAGAUUAUGCAAAGCAUGUGUCUUGCUUGAUGGAUUGAAUCGAGGCUUGCCGAAACUAGGCAUUGGAAGGACCAAAGCUGGUGACGGUAAGGAACACGCCAAACAUUCAGAGAGGAAUACAUCGAGCUUACAAGGGAAACAUGGGAACUUCGACUUCUAGAUCUCAAUUGCAGUUUUGCUAAAAAGAAAGAAAUACUGUAAUAAAAUUUUAUGUAAUCUGUAAUUUUUGUAUCAUUGUUGUAGUACUUGUUACUGGUCAUUUGAUCAUUUCGAUUGUUGUGGUCGUUCAUGAAUCAUGACUGUAUAAAUACAGCCGUGAACCACAAGAACAGGUCUUCGAGUCUUGACACAUGCUUACGAAGAUA